AUGAAGUUGAUCAUUACAGGAAAUGAAUUAUUUCUAGAUAAAUAGGACACAAAUCAUGAAGAACUAUUGCUGACUCCACUGAAUAAAAUUUUUGAUUUUCAAAGACUGUCCAACAUUGAUAUAGAAUUGGCUAACAAAUUGAAAGAAUUUGAGCAGCUGGAAAAGCUAAAAGAACAACUCAUGGAGGCAAAAGUUGUGGAGAUGUCCUAUGCUAUAUCUGGUCUAGCUUCUUCCCAUUCUGAUAAACAAGAUUUCACUUCUGUAAAAACUUAG
Messenger RNA from Myotis brandtii (Brandt's bat), 273 nucleotides. RefSeq names its product urotensin 2B (gene UTS2B). Lineage: Eukaryota; Metazoa; Chordata; Mammalia; Chiroptera; Vespertilionidae. The transcript has 4 exons. The record is from RefSeq and is a predicted model, not a curated record.